Paralichthys olivaceus (Japanese flounder) is the source of this 2986-nucleotide messenger RNA. NCBI's taxonomy places the organism in Eukaryota, Metazoa, Chordata, Actinopteri, Pleuronectiformes, Paralichthyidae. The record is from RefSeq and is a predicted model, not a curated record.
CCGUGAGAAAAAUACUCUCCAGUCCUCGGCGCCUCAGUUGUCGCCUUUAAAUUCCGCCCACAAACUAAACCAACAGCGCGUUUCAGUGAUCGGACAUUCGUACACCGCGGAGAACAGGAAGCAGGAUAACGCAAGAACUAUUGGAAGGAUUAACAUGAAACUUGGUGGACUGAUGCGUUGGAUCAGGAAAGAACCACUUCAAUUUUGGUUGUGUAAACCAUGAUCUAAAGCUUUAAAGUCUGCAUUUUGUCCGCCGACGUGGACCAGCCCUCACGCAUGCCUCACUCACACACAUCUAUCAUGUCUCAGUCUGAGUGUUGUUCAGAUGUAUGGGACUGGUUAUGUGUACUUCGUCUGGAGCAAUACUCUGAGGCAUUUCAUAAUGCUGGGCUGGCAACAGUGCGGCAAUGUCGCAACCUCACACCAGAUCAGCUGGAGCGGAUAGGCAUCACCCUGCCGGGUCACCGGAGACGCAUUCUGGCUAGCUUGAACAAAACACAUGGUAAUCGAGACACGCAAUCUGACACACACGGUCAGCCUCUAAUGUCUGAGAGGGAUCAGCGAUCUGAGGAAACAAGACAUCCGAAAGUGUUACACAGAAAGACACCUGUACCUCUACCCGUGGAGGAAAAAUCUAUCCAAACAGAGAAAGGAGAUGGAGAGACAUUGAAACCUACUCCCAGAGAAAGAGAGAAACCAGUCCCUAAGGAGAGACAAGUGUCCAGAAUGAAAGAGGAAAAUGAAGAAGGAGGAGAGAAGAAGUCGGUUCCUGAGCAAAGACAAACAGCACCUAGACAAAGCAAAGAAGAAGAGGGGGACAGAGGGCUAGAUGGAGAGAGGGAGAAACCUGUGCCUAAAGAGAGGACUAAAUUUCGCUCUAGUGCUCCAGUGGACUGCCCCCAUGGCCCCCGUGUCUCUCCUACUUCUGACACCCCUUUACCCCCUGUCCCUCCACGAAGCACCCCCAACUGCCCUCCACAGCGCUUUACGUCUGCCCUGUGCCCCUCACCUCCUGCUCAAACCCCUGUCUCCCCUAAACUAGACAGACAUGAUGUUAAAGCUCCAGCUGCACCGAGCGUUCCCGAUUGUUCAACCCCCACCAGAACCCCUACCCAUACUUCUUCACCAACACGGCCACAGACAUUAGCCAUUCAGCCAGCUGCCCAACAUCUGGAUGGAGGACGAAAAAGGUCAUCUGUUUCUCCCAUUGCUUCUCCCAGCCACAACAGAAAUGUUCCUCCUCUCCCUCCAAAAGUGGGGGGAGCACCUAAAGGGCCUCCACCAAUCCCGCAGAGGUGUCUUGCACAGUCUCCCAGAGCUCACAGUGCCUCUCCAAAGACAGUCACAGAUGAGAUGCAGAAAGACCAAACUCCACAGGUCCCCCCUCGGAUCAGGACACCCCAAACUCAAGACAACACACAACAUUCAACUCAACCUGACACUCAGCUGGCUCUGCACAUCAGGACUGUCUCCAGACCUUCCUGUGAAUUCAGUCAGAACUCACUUGAUGACAACUCUGAUGAUUACGAGGAUCCAGACUUUAUUAACCCACGUGUUUAUAGUAUGAAAACCCCAGACAGGGAUAUGUCCCUGCAAGUACCUGGUGGAAUAAAGGGGCGGUACAGUUCUUUGUACAGUGAUGAUGAACUAUUGGAUGAUGAUGAUUCUACCCCAUGGAAUGACAGUGGCCACAGUACCUUACAAAGCAGUGUUUACUUGCCUGCCACUGGCAGACUGGCUUCAGUCAAUAAAGAAGACAGCUCUCAGCAAGCUGCUGUCAUCAAGAUGGGCUGGCUGGACAAGAAUCCACCUCAGGGAGCUCUUUAUUACCAGCGACGAUGGGUAAAACUGGAUGUUGACUACCUGAGAUACUUCGAAAAUGACAAGGAAGUUUAUUCCAAGGGGAUCAUCUCAACAGCCUUCAUUACUAAUGUGACCAGUGUGGGAGAGCUCAAGUUUGAGGUCGCCACAAACAACCGAACAUUUAUCUUCAGGGCUGAAAGUGAAGCUGAGAGAAACGACUGGGUGACUGUACUACAGGACUGCAACAGGGGGCGCCAUCGCCGCAACACCAUGAGCCCUGGCUCGCUUUCGUCCCCAGAAUUUCAGGGCUAUUUGGAGCUCAAAGGGUUACGUCCCAAACUUUACACUGUCAUCGCCUCAGAUAAGGUCUACCUCUUCAAAAACAUAGACGACUAUCGUAUUGGAGUUGGCAUUACAUCUAUUGAGAUGAAUGUGGGAAAUAUUAAAGACUCUGAACGUCGUAACUUUGAUCUCACCACACCCUACCGCAUAUUCAGUUUCAUAGCAGAGUCAGAGCAGCUGAGGGAGCAGUGGGUGGAUGCCAUGCGGAAUGCCAUAGGUGAGGCGCUGUCAAAUAGCGAGGUGGCGGAAUGGAUCUGGGUGGAGCCAAGCAACAGUGCGUGCGCUGACUGUGGGGCUCCCAAGCCGGAAUGGGCUGCCAUCAACUUGUGCGUGGUAAUCUGCAAACGAUGCGCAGGAGAGCACAGAGGACUGGGUCCUAGCAUCUCCAAGGUCCGUAGUCUAAAGAUGGACAGAAAAAUCUGGACAGAGGAGCUUGUAAAGGUGUUCCUUUUGCUUGGCAAUGAGCGGGCAAACAGUUUCUGGGCAGCCAACGUCCCACCUAGCGAGGCUUUGAUGCCCUCUAGCUGCAGUGAAGACAGGCGACGUUUCAUCACCAACAAAUACCGGCAGGGAAAAUACAGGAAGUACCACCCUCUGUAUGGAAACCAGAAAGAACUCAACAAUCUGGAAUGUGCCGUAACUCCGCCUCUACUCCUCCUCCUCCUCCUGUCCUCCGCAUUGUUUGGCUGAGACUGCUGAAGAAAGUUGAUCUCUUCAGUCCUGACUCUUUUUCCUAUUUAUUAGAGACUGAAACCUUUUCUUUUAACAUUUGUAGUUUUUGUGUGCGUGUCUUUGUCUGCUGCCAUAAAAACAGAGGAGUGCCUGAAAGGAACUGGAAACU